Perca flavescens (yellow perch) is the source of this 1725-nucleotide messenger RNA. It is a transcript of the gene rad9b, whose product is annotated as RAD9 checkpoint clamp component B. The record is from RefSeq and is a predicted model, not a curated record. Lineage: Eukaryota; Metazoa; Chordata; Actinopteri; Perciformes; Percidae. The coding region runs from base 176 to 1390 and encodes 404 amino acids. The transcript has 11 exons. Gene Ontology annotation, biological process: DNA replication checkpoint signaling; DNA repair; cellular response to ionizing radiation. Gene Ontology annotation, cellular component: checkpoint clamp complex.
UAAGCCAAUUUAGCCUUUAUAUCGGCAUCACUGUAAACAUUUUUUUCUCUUUUUAGCUAAAUUAUCAUGUAGCUAAAGUUAGCAAUUGUAGUGGAGAAAUCAUCACUGCGCGCGCUGUUUGCCCGUGUCUCGUGAUAAGCUCCAGACUUGGUCACAUCGGUUCUCAUCAGCAAAUAUGAACUGUGUUUUGGAAGGAAGUGGUGUAAAAGCAUUUGGAAAGGCCAUUCAAUCCUUGUCACGGAUUGGAGAUGAGCUGUGGUUGGAUCCCAUGGUUAGAGGGCUGGCACUGAGAUCAGUGAAUUCUGCUCAUUCUGCAUAUGCCUGCUUCCUCUUCUCGCCGCUGUUCUUCCAGCACUACAGCCUGGGAUCAGCAUCAGAGCAGAGCAGUGAAACAGUCAAAUGCAAACUGGCCAUGAAGUCUAUUCUACCGCUUUUCCGCUGUUUGACUUCGAUUGAGCGUAACGUGGAACAAUGUCAAAUAUCAAUCGGCACUCCCAAUGACCGAGUGAUGAUCCAGUUUUUCUGCAGGCAUGGCAUCACUAAGACCCACAACCUACGUUUUCAGGAAAGUGAGGCUCUGCAGGCAGUGUUUGCCUCGCACCUCUGCCCCAAUGGGCUGAAAGCUCCUGCCAGGCUUCUAGGUGAUAUGGUGAUGCAUUUCCCAGUGUCCCAAGAGGAAAUCACUCUCUCCAUGACUCCUCAGAGAGUCAGUCUGAAAAAUUACUACGAGGGGGGAAAUGAUCACAUGAAGACUAUGUGCACUGAGAUGUCCUUACACCCAGACGAGUUUGACUACUUUCAGAUCGGAGUAGAGUCGGACAUAACUUUCUGUCUGAAGGAGUUGAGGGGUUUACUGUCCUUUGCAGAGUCACAUUGCCUUCCUGUGUCCGUCCACUUCGGUGCUGCAGGAAAGCCUGUGUGCUUCUCCGUGGAGGACAUGGUCUUGGAAGCUACUGUGGUGUUGGCUACUCUGAGCGACUCUGAAAGCAAGGGCUCCUCUCAGCCUACAGAGACACUGACCCCUUCUACCCCCAGGUGUGCAGAUGCUGCUGUUCUACCUGUGGGUUCAUGUGAGGCAGACAGCAGUAUGGCACAGGAUAAUCCUGCUGUGAUGGAGAUGAUACCAUCCAGCCAGGGCAGCCCUAUAACCAACCUACCUGCUCUUAUGCUGCUGCAGCCUGAGACUGAUGACCCUAACGGUCGCGGUGUAGCUGAUGAGGCCUUUGCCAGCGCCACCUCGACUCCUGCUUCCUCCAUGAUCUGCUCGCUCCUGUUCAGGGCCUCAGAGCAGGACGGUGAUGGCUGUGCUGCCAGACUGCCUGUUCUGGCAUGCUACAGUGACGAAGAGGAGAAUUUGGAGGAAGACUACACAAGAAGCCCUUCCCUCUGAGAACAGGGCUGAGCUUGUGACUUGUUAAAAGUAGGCCACAACAUUCAAGUGUAGUCUGAAUGAUAGGAUCUUAAUUCAUUUGUGUUUGAUGUAACUUUUAAAAGUUUUAUAAGCAGUAUGUCGUUGAUAGCUCAAGGCUAUAGCUUUGCUUGUUUAAAUUAUUUUCAAAGUGUAAAGUUUCCGCACAAUGUUCAGUUGUAAAUUCAAGAGAAUGUAUUUAUAAUGAUUAUUUAUCAAAUAAUACAUCAAUUAAUUUAUUUAGGUAACUAUAUUGUGUGAAAAUGUGUACUUUUUGCUGUCGUCUUUGAAAACAUGACUUAAACCUGAAUAUACCA